This is a messenger RNA of Tetrahymena thermophila SB210, 645 nucleotides long. Its product is annotated as NUDIX hydrolase. The transcript has a single exon. NCBI's taxonomy places the organism in Eukaryota, Ciliophora, Oligohymenophorea, Hymenostomatida, Tetrahymenidae. Gene Ontology annotation, biological process: ribose phosphate metabolic process; nucleoside phosphate metabolic process. The record is from RefSeq and is a predicted model, not a curated record.
AUGGAUAAGGAAAGUUAAAUCAUCAAGUAAUAAGUGGUUUAUGAAGGAAAGUGGAUCAAGGUAUUAAAAAAGGAUUUUUCGAUAGGAGACAAAGUAAUUAAAGAAUAUGAGUGUGUUGAAAGAAAUAAAUCUGAUAAGGUAUUUAAAGAAUUCGAUGGAGUUUCGAUGGCACCUAUACUCUAUAAUACUCCUACAGGAAUUAAGUAGAUAAUUAUAAUUGCUUAAUUUAGACCUCCUGCUGGCAAAUUUAUGUUAGAAUUUCCUGCGGGACUAGUUGAAAGCGAUAACUUAUUUGAAAAUGCAGAGAGAGAAUUGAAGGAAGAAACUGGUUAUUAUAUGGAUAAAUAAAGUUAAAUUGAAGAAUUAUCUUUUCCAAAUAUACCUAUUUCUGUAGAUGAUCCUGGUUUAUGCAGUGGAUCAGGCAAAUUUAUCGUUGUUAAAGUAGACUACAAAGACAUUAGAAAUUAAAAAAUAACACAAGAAUUGGAUGAGGCUGAAAAUAUUCGAGUCCAUUUAGUAAACUUGGAUAGUUAAUUACUAAGUUCUCUUAUUUAGCUUGCAGAAAAUAAUGGUUAUUGGAUUUCUACAAAGCUUUACACUUUUGCUGCUGGAUUUUGCUUUUCUCAAAUUGCUUCUAAGUUUUGA